AUGGGAUUGACAGCGGAACAACGCCAGAAAUUGGCCGAAUACGUGUUCCGCGACAUUGACGAAAAUGGAGAUGGAAAAAUUUCCGUGGAAGAGGUGUUGAAAGCGGCUCCCAUAGUCACACCGGAAUACAAACAUUUUGUGGAAGAGAUAUUUAAAAAAUACGACACAGACGGAGAUGGCUUGCUCGACCAUGAUGAAUUUGUGAACUAUUUAGAGAAAGAGAACGUUCAAUGA
This is a messenger RNA of Echinostoma caproni, 234 nucleotides long. The record is from the annotation of a GenBank genome assembly. NCBI's taxonomy places the organism in Eukaryota, Metazoa, Platyhelminthes, Trematoda, Plagiorchiida, Echinostomatidae.